AUGGCAUAUAAAUUGAAGUCUCAUUCAGGAGCAAAGAAAAGGUUUUUCCCUACAGGAACAAAUAAUUAUAAACGUUGGCAAGCUGGUAUUCGUCACUUAAAUUCAGGCUUUUCAGCAGAGAGAGUAAACCGACUUUCAAAAACUGUUUUUGUUAAUACAACACAAAAGAAAAUGCUUAAAAAAGCUUUGCCUUAUUCUAUGUAA
This is a messenger RNA of Cokeromyces recurvatus, 204 nucleotides long. RefSeq names its product 50S ribosomal protein L35. The record is from RefSeq and is a predicted model, not a curated record. Bases 1 to 204 code for a protein of 67 amino acids. NCBI's taxonomy places the organism in Eukaryota, Fungi, Mucoromycota, Mucoromycetes, Mucorales, Mucoraceae. The transcript has 2 exons. Gene Ontology annotation, cellular component: large ribosomal subunit; ribosome. Gene Ontology annotation, molecular function: structural constituent of ribosome. Gene Ontology annotation, biological process: translation.